AUGCGGCCCACAAACGCGCUUAAAAACUCAAAUAAACGGGCGAGGAGCCAGGCUCGACCGCUGAGCCAACAGCGAGGAGGCUUUUUUCCCCCCGGGCCCUUCAACCCACCGCCAAAGAGCGCCGCGGCAGCACCGCCGGUGCCUUGUUUGCUGACCACCUUUGCGGCACAAAAAGCGCGCCAGUUUUCGCCCUUUUGUGUGCUCGGACCGGUGCACGCACGGGCGGGAAUCGCCUGCGCGGUGCGGCUCGGCUCGAUGGCGGCCGCGAGCGUUUUGUGGGAUCGCACCGCGCGAUUGUGGCCCUUAAGGGAGGCCUGGUGUAUUUACUUUGUUGUUAGGACGGUCUCUCAACGCUUUAUAAGCCGUGAAGGGACGGACAAUGCUCUGCUCGGGUGCGUUGUCUUC
Iphiclides podalirius (scarce swallowtail) is the source of this 405-nucleotide messenger RNA. NCBI's taxonomy places the organism in Eukaryota, Metazoa, Arthropoda, Insecta, Lepidoptera, Papilionidae. The record is from the annotation of a GenBank genome assembly.